AUGCAGAGUUGCCACAGAAUAACUGCAAAUCUUUGUAGGUUACGUAUUUUUGGAAUGAAACAUAACCCUAGUGUUGUGAGAUUUUUUACUACUGAUAAAAUCGACACAACUGAAACAUCAGGAAAAUCGGAGGAAUUCAAUGAAAAUAAAGAAACUGUCGAACCUAAGGUUGAACUAAGUGGUUUUGCAAAGGCAUUUGCCAAAUUUUCCGAGGCAGAACCGCCAAAAAAGGAGGAAGUUCAAACUUUCGCAAAUUUACUGCGUCACUCCAAUUUUGUUGAUUUAGGUGAUCCAGAAGGCAAAAUCGUCCCAGGCAGAAUAUUCCACGUAGUUGGCGAUGAUUUGUACAUCGAUUUUGGUUGGAAGUUCCAUUGUGUUUGCACACGUCCAAUGAAGAAUGCAGAGAGUUAUGUUCGAGGCGCUUUGGUCCGAGUUAGGAUAAAAGACUUGGAAUUGUCCACAAGAUUUUUGGGAGCCACAAAGGAUCUCACAAUUUUAGAAGCAGAUUGCGUACUCACCUCAUUAAUUAGUACACCUAUGAAAAACGUUGCCGUAGAGGCUGUAGAAUAAUAAAGUUUUCUCUGUCUUAAAUAAAUAUUUGUUACUCGCA
This is a messenger RNA of Venturia canescens, 610 nucleotides long. RefSeq names its product mitochondrial ribosomal protein S28 (gene mRpS28). NCBI's taxonomy places the organism in Eukaryota, Metazoa, Arthropoda, Insecta, Hymenoptera, Ichneumonidae. The record is from RefSeq and is a predicted model, not a curated record. Gene Ontology annotation, cellular component: mitochondrial small ribosomal subunit. The coding region runs from base 1 to 570 and encodes 189 amino acids. The transcript is spliced from 3 exons.